Molecule: messenger RNA, 1985 nt
Organism: Aaosphaeria arxii CBS 175.79
Lineage: Eukaryota; Fungi; Ascomycota; Dothideomycetes; Pleosporales
Product: HET-domain-containing protein
Exons: 2
Coding region: 1-1899 (632 amino acids)
Source: RefSeq, a predicted model, not a curated record
AUGCUUCUCAACAAACGCUAUAUUCCGCCUCCAAAGAGCAAUGCCACCUGUCAGCUAUGCCAGGACCUUCAUAUUCCGGUCCAGGGGACGGGGAAAGAUCAUUAUGGCUCUUUGGGCAUUCGACUCCAGGACUUACCCAUCGCAGCUAAGAAUGGAUGUGUCAUUUGCGAUUUCCUCUGGGCAUCUGUCACAGAGCUCUGCGCCCCGCUUAAAGGAUUUCCCCCGCUCCCAGAAGAGGAAGUCUUUGGCAUCAGACUUUGCUCAGUCAAGCGGGAUGGUCCGCUAAUUAUUAACGUGCUCACUGAGUAUGCACAUUGUCUAGAUCUAGAGAUGUACGUGCGACAAGGACCUCUUUCGAGUUGGCCACUAGUUGGGCCAGCUCGCGAUGUGUCGACAUCUGGCUCGUCCGAGGAGUGCGUAUCACUCGCGAUGCGAUGGAUUGAUGAAUGCCUAAGUCAGCAUGGUGCAUGCGCGAAAGAAACCAAUCCAGUCCUGCCGUCUCGGGUAUUAGACGUUACUAAUGGGAAAGAUCCGCGUUUGCGUAUUACUGGUAAUCAAGAGCGCGGAAAAUAUCUUGCGCUGAGUCACUGCUGGGGUGGCAAAGGGCAUUUCAAGACGGAAUUGUCGUCUUUACAAAAACGUAUCCAGGGCAUCCCGUUCGCAGAGAUCCCGAAAACGUUCCAAGACGCGAUAACAAUAUGCCGUCUUUUAGGCGUUGACAGUCUAUGGAUAGACUCACUUUGCAUUAUUCAAGACUCCGCAAAUGAUUGGGCUGAACAAGCUGCUCAAAUGAGCAGCAUAUAUGCAAACGCAUUUGUCACGAUAUCGGCAGAUGGGGCGGCAAACAGUUCAGAAGGAUUCCUUGCGAACAAACUUCGAAAUAUCAAAGUACACAGACUUUCUAUAACGGGGUCACACUCUGGAAAGGAAGAGCUGUGUAUUCGAAGGAAAGGCUCAAGCGGUCGAGACUCUUUCAGCCAUCAUGCCUGGGCUGGACCUCAAUGCAGCCCAUUGGCAAGUCGCGGGUGGGUGCUUCAAGAAAGCGUCUUGUCUCCCAGAAUCCUACAUUUCACGACAGAAGAGCUUACAUGGGAGUGUUCUACCACCUCGCAAUGCGAAUGUCAAUGUUCGCCACACGCAUUCGAGGCCGAGGAGCCCCUCAGAAUAAGCAUCGAUAACCUACCUUUCCACCAGCGCUGGCAUAUGUUGGUCGACGAAUACACUGACCGUCAGCUCACCUAUUGGACCGACCGUCUGCCAGCAAUCUCAGGGAUUGCACAAAGUAUGCAGAAAUCGACUGAUUCAGAGUAUUGGGCCGGGCUUUGGAGCGACUCGUUUCCUUACUGUCUGUUAUGGCGAUUUCUUGACCGUCACAAGGAUAUUACAGGUACCACAUGUACAAAUAAGCGUGUCCAGCCCUAUCACGCGCCGACUUGGUCUUGGGCAUCUAUAACAGGCCGUGUUUCGCUCCCCUGGAGAUUUCCAAAAGUGGUUCAACCUCAGUCACUUGAAAUCAAAUGCAAGCCUGCGACUUCCGAUAGAUUUGGCUCUUUGCAAUCAGGGGAAUUAAUAAUGGAUGGAUUCCUCGUAGAGAUUGCGAUUAAAGAAAGGGAUGACCGUGAAUUCCUUGGAGCUAAAUAUCAUUGCUUCUCGAAGAUAGCAGUGGAAAAUGAAAGUCUCUCUGCCAAGCUUGUACCAGACGUUGACGGCGAAGAAGACGAAAUUAUACUCGACGAUCGUCACUGGGCCUUAGCCGUUACAGAGGAUUACGAUGGCAUGAUAGCUCUGCGGGCUUCUUCUUAUCGAAUGGGUGCGUAUGAGCGCAUUGGCAUCCUGGACAUCGAAAAACCAAGGCAAUGGGUAGACAUUGCUCUGAAGCAACGUAUUGUCAUUGUCUAGAGAGCAGCGGAAUCAUGGGAUUGCUCCUCACCGACGGAGUGAAUGCUAGUACAACGAAGCCAAAGUUCGCCGAUCAGCCAUAUCAG